Molecule: messenger RNA, 2172 nt
Organism: Macadamia integrifolia
Lineage: Eukaryota; Viridiplantae; Streptophyta; Magnoliopsida; Proteales; Proteaceae
Product: F-box protein At4g18380-like
Exons: 2
Coding region: 840-1883 (347 amino acids)
Molecular function (GO): protein binding
Source: RefSeq, a predicted model, not a curated record
AGGAGAGAAAGAUUCCUGAGAGUCUUCAAAGGUAGCAGUUCGAGAGAGAGAAUGUAUAUUUAAGCACAAAAGAGAUCCAAGAAGAAAAGCCGCGUCUCUCUUAACAGCUUUACGCUUCGAUCUUGUUUCCUAAAACCCUAAUCUCAUUUCAGAAAAAACCCUCUAGUUUCGCUCUGUUUCAACGACUCUGUUAUCGGAAUUCGUCUUGAAUUGGGAAUACGGGAUACUUUACGGUGGUUUUUCAUCAGAUUGGUUGAGAUCCGACCGUAUAUCAAGUCAAUAUCUUUCGGGUUUCAGAUUCUGUGUUGUAUGAUUUCCCGCCUGAAGAUCAGAUUUUUCAGGCGAAGAACAAGGGAUUCUCGUCGAAGACUUGGGUAAGUGUUUUGGUCGGAGCGUUCGUUGGAGUUUCUUUCUAUCGUAUUCGAGAGUUUUGUCGCCGAAAGUUCCUCGGUUCUGUAUGUGAUGAGUGAAGAUCACGGAGUAUUUUGGGGAUUAGGGAUUUCGACUUUCUGUCUGAUCCUUGACGACAUAGGAUCUUUAGGAUUUCGGAGUCCGUUGGUGUCUGGAUUUAGAAAUUGCUCUGGUUUAAAACCUAACAUAGUUGAUGCACUUGUGACGGUAAUUCUUCAUUUGAUUUUUUUUUUUCCUUAAUUAAUCCCCCCAACAUUUUCUUUCAGACUAUCGAAAUUCAAGUCUUUUGUUUAUAAGAGCUUCUUAGUGGCCGGAUUGCUCUUUCAGUGCAGCUUAUUUUAUCAUUCCGUUCAGUUCUCAUCUUUCUUUUAAAAAUUUGACGAAUUGGCUGGAAUUGAUUGUCAAAAUCUGCAAUUACUGAAGAGAAAAUGCAGUCCAGAACCCGAGUCUGUGAUGCCGAAAUCUACUCAUGCGGCUUUGAUCAAAUUCCGGAUUCUCUUGUCCUCAUCGUCCUCAACAAGCUCGCUGACAUUAGGUCUCUUGGCCGCUGCUCUGCAGUCUGCAGGCGGUUAAAUUCCCUUGUGCCCUUGGUUCAAGAUGUCUACAUCAAGAUUGACGAGGUUGUAACUAUCAAUGGAGACAAUGAUGAGAGCCCAUACUGCUCUUCCCAUAAACCCCGUAACUUCUUCUCCAACAUUCUCAAGUACAUGUUCUUUAGCCUCAUCAAGCCUUUUCACAAUAUGCGCAACAGCAACAACACGAACAAAACACUUCUUCCACAAGUAUCUCAAAGCACUCUUGAUCAAGUCCUAAAGAAUUUCCAUUACAUCCAGAACCUAUGGAUUGAAUUGCCAGGGGCAGAUGUUUGUACUGAAGAUGGAGUUGUUCUAAAAUGGAAAGCCGAGUUUGGAAGCACCCUACAAAACUGUGUUAUUUUAGGAGGUACCCAGAUAGAUUUGAAGCCAGUUGCAGAACAAGGAUUGCUUGAAGACAAUGGCAUACCCGAAUCAUUUUACACGAAUGGGGGUUUGAAAUUGCGUGUGGUGUGGACUAUUAGCUCAUUGAUUGCUGCUUCGACGAGGCAUUAUUUACUGGAACCGAUAAUAAGAGACCAUCCAACACUGAAGACUGUUGUUUUCACGGAUGCUGAUGGGCAGGGGACUCUGAGCAUGAGCGGCGAGCAAUUGAGGGAGUUCAAAGAGAAGCCUUUGGCUGCCUCAGCAUCCUCAAAACGGACCCAAGUUCCAGCUUCAAACAUGAAAUUGAGAUAUGCUCCAUAUUUGGAGCUCCCUGAAGGAAUUGGAAUGCAAGGUGCAACAUUAGUGGCCAUCAAGCCAUCGGGAGAAGGCAGCGGGACAAGCAAAAAGGAGGUGGAGGCAUUUGUUUCUGGAGCAUUUGACGGUCCAUUCAAAGCAGCUGUAAAGACAUUGGUGAAACGUAGAACAUACCUUUUGGAGAUGAAUGGAUUCUAGAUUCGUCUCACAUACUCCAUUCACAGUUUGGUUCUUAAUUUGUUUUAGGUAAAAUUAAGUCAGAAUCUUCAUCAAAUCCCAACCAUCUGUAAUUUUUUUUAUGGAAAAAGAAAGUCCAGUGAUUGUGUUCUGGAGAAGAGUUGUAUUUUCUGCCUUUUCGGGUGUGUCCCAGCUCCCUUCUGUAGUUCUAUACCCUCUCUGGCCUCUGCUGCUAUGUACAGUAAGAAUGGUUUGAUUGUAUUUGUUUAUAUAAUAUUUUAACAUGUAUGGAGUACUGUUGUGAGAAAAA